GUUCAUCGCAACCUAGACUACCAAGAUGUGCUGGCCAGCAUGAAGGUCUGCAAAGCUUUUCACGAAGCGCUACCAAAUGCAGUCGAGGAUAUUAGGGUGGAGAAGGCGAUCACGCAGGCAACACUGCAGUACCUAUGCUGUACAUUUCACAACCUCAAGAACCUCACGAUACACCCCGAGUACGACGAUCACAACCCCCGACUCGACUUUUCGAACCUGCACUUUCCCGUGCUGCAAUCUCUGGAGGUAGCCAACACGCCGGUAACCACCCUGGUUUUCACCAGCAACAACACGCCCAAGCUGCAACGCCUCUCUAUCGAGCAGCAGACCUCCCCUCUGCGUUCCUUCCGUCUGGACCUACCCGAGCUGGAGACCCUCUCCCUGGAGCACCUGACCGUCCACGACUGCUCCGACUUCGCACCCUCGCUGGCCGCCUGCCCCAAGCUGCGCACCUUUGUGUCGUACAAGUUCUGGGGCCCUGAUGACGACGUGUACGACCUGCGCCUCCCGGAGUGCGAGGACCUGAGCCUGACCAGGUGUGACGGCCUGGGCGGUCUGCGCCUGUGGGCCCCCAAGCUGACCUCGCUGGACCUGCAGGGCUGCUUCGGACUGCGCAAGCUGCAGCUGCUGGACGUCGACCCGCGCAGCCAGCAGCAGCAACCGCAGGAGCGACAAGAAGAGCGACAGCAGCAGGAGGAGCAACAGGCCGAUAACACGAGCGCCGG
Molecule: messenger RNA, 725 nt
Organism: Astrephomene gubernaculifera
Lineage: Eukaryota; Viridiplantae; Chlorophyta; Chlorophyceae; Chlamydomonadales; Astrephomenaceae
Source: the annotation of a GenBank genome assembly